AUGAGUGAUUAAAUCAUAAUUAAAAAAAGAAAAGGAGAAUAUAUUGAACAGGAAGGAAAAGUGAUCAAUGUUUAAUUAAAUUCAUCAGGUCAAACUAUUUUGAAUCUGAAAAAAGAGAUUGCUAAAAUUAGUAUAAUUUACUUAUAUUAAGCUAAAAUCAAACCAAUAAGAUAAUGGCUGACUACAGAAGAUAAAUAGAGAGUUUUUGAAAAUAAUGAAUUACCUUUAAAUCUCUCAGGAAUUUAGAAUGGUCAAACUUUAGUAGUGAAGGAUUUGGGCCCUUAAAUGCUUUGGGGUGCAGUUUUUUACAUUGAAUAUCUUGGACCAAUUUUAAUGUUCUUUAUGCUUUACAAAUUAGGUAAUUAAGAGAAUUACACAUUUAUGCAAAAGUAAUCAUUUUCAAAAAUCAAUUAUAGAACAGCUUAUUGGAUGGUGAUUUUACACUUCAUUAAAAGAAUUUUAGAAACAAAAUUUGUUCAUGUCUUUAGCAGAAAUUCGAUGCCCCUAAAAAGGGCCUUCAUCAAUUGUUUGCACUAUUGGAUAUUUUGUGGAUUUUUUAUUGGAAUUGAACUUUUCUAUUUAAGAAGCUUUUCUAAACUUUAGUCUUGGAAAUAUAUUUUUGUUGGAUUUUUUGGAUUGUUUGAAUUUUUGAAUUUAAUGUGCCACAUAAGGCUUUCAAGUUUUAGAAAGAAACCCGAAUUAAAGUAAAGCGAUGGCAAUUAUAUUGCUUAAAACAAAUAAAGAUAAAUUCCAUUUGGUUGGGGUUUCGGAGCAGUAUCAUCGGCUAAUUAUUUCUGGGAAACAAUGGCUUGGGUCAGCUUCUCAUUAUUUACUUGUUCAUAUGCAGGUAUUCAUAGUUAUAUUCAAUAGCUAUUGCAUUUACAAUUUUUUCUUUUGGUUAGAUGCUGAUUUGGGCAAAGUAAAAGCACAAGCGAUAUAUUAAGGAGUUCGGGGAUAGAUAUCCAAGAAAUAGAAAAGCAAUGGUGCCUUACAUUAUUUGAUGAUAUCAUAUAAUCAG
Messenger RNA from Paramecium primaurelia, 1018 nucleotides. The record is from the annotation of a GenBank genome assembly. Lineage: Eukaryota; Ciliophora; Oligohymenophorea; Peniculida; Parameciidae.